Protobothrops mucrosquamatus (brown spotted pit viper) is the source of this 1455-nucleotide messenger RNA. RefSeq names its product MGAT4 family member D (gene MGAT4D). Gene Ontology annotation, molecular function: acetylglucosaminyltransferase activity. The record is from RefSeq and is a predicted model, not a curated record. Gene Ontology annotation, cellular component: endoplasmic reticulum-Golgi intermediate compartment; Golgi stack; endoplasmic reticulum. Lineage: Eukaryota; Metazoa; Chordata; Lepidosauria; Squamata; Viperidae. The transcript is spliced from 14 exons. Gene Ontology annotation, biological process: protein N-linked glycosylation. The coding region runs from base 1 to 1455 and encodes 484 amino acids.
AUGGAGACCACAGAAAGCCCGCCAAGUCCAAACAGGCGAAUGCGAAUCUCCCCUUUUGCGCUGGGCGGGGCUUUCAAGCUAUCGGAUCAGGUCCAGCAGCGAGAAGAGGCUGAUUACAUGGAGUGGAAAGUCCUGAAGAACAAGCUGUCAAUACAUCCUGCAACCAUCUGCUACUAUCUGCCACAUCUCCAGAAAAAUGAAGAUGCUAUUUACCCAAAAGUCAUAACUGAGCAGAGUAGAACUGGGGUAUUCCUAGUAAUUGGUAUAUCAUCAGUGCGAAGAAAAAAGGAAAGUUAUUUGAUGAGUACAUUGAAUUCCCUUUUCAAUGGAAUGUCUAAAUAUCAGAAGAAAAAAUGUGUGAUAGUUGUCCUUAUAGCAGAGGUGAACUCAACAUAUGUUAAUGGCAUUGCAGAAAGCAUUAAAAGAAGCUUUCCAAAUGAAGUUCUUUCUGGUGCUCUGGAAAUUAUUUCUCCCCAUGAAUCCUUUUACCCUGAUUUCUCCAAUCUUAAGGAAACAUUUGGAGAUUCAAAAGAAAGAGUGAGAUGGAGAACAAAACAGAAUUUGGAUUAUAGUUUCUUAAUGAUGUAUGCCCAACAAAAAGGAAUGUAUUAUUUACAGCUAGAAGAUGAUAUUGUGGCCAACCCUCGCUAUUUAUAUACAAUAAAUGACUUUAUUGAACAAAAGAUAUCACAGGAAUGGAUAGUUCUUGAGUUUUCUCAGCUUGGGUUUAUUGGAAAAUUAUUCCGAUGCAAAGACUUACCACUGAUAGUAGAAUUUUUUUUAAUGUUCUACAAAGAUAAACCAAUUGACUGGCUACUAGACCACUUAAUUUCAGUUAAAGUUUGUAAUCCAGAGAAAAAUGGAAAAGAUUGUGAAAGCCGGAAGUCUAAUUUACGCAUCCGUUAUAAACCAUCACUUUUUCAACAUGUAGGAUUUCAUUCUUCUUUAGCUGGAAAAACACAGAAGUUGAGAGAUGAAGAUUUUGUCAAAACAUCAUUAUUUAGGAAACAUGUUAACCCUCCUGCAAAAAUGAAAACAAGCUUAAAAGUAUUUCAGCAGUUUACUCUAGAAAAUGCUUACAAUGGAAUAGAAAUAUUUUGGGCAUUUUCUCCUAAAGCUGGAGAUUAUAUCUUGUUCAGUUUUGAGGAACCAUUGAAAAUAAUAAGUUACUUAUUUAGAAGUGGAAAUUCUGAGCAUCCUAGAGACAUAUUGUUUAAUGCUACUGUAGAAGUUUUACCCAGUAAGGAUAUUAAUUUACAGACUGUAAGAAACAAUGCAAGAAACAUUAACAUCAUAAAAACUUGGGAUGGAUUUUUUCAGAUAGAUAACUUUGAAGAUGGAGUAGCAAAGGGUGCAAUUCUCCCAUUUUUAGGAAACAUACAAGCUUUACGUUUGUUUAUCCAUUCUAAUUCUUCCAAAUGGAUACUGCUGAGUGAGAUAUUUAUACAGACGUAA